UGGAGCUGACUCCUUUGGGGAGUGGGAGAAGACAGUCUUGGAGAGUGUCGGCCUAGUGGUCGGUGGGAUCUUCUUCUCUUUUUGGUGACGCUUGGUGGCCGUCUUGGCAGACGGAUCCCCUGAGCACUUCAUAACAGGACAAAGUGGGCCAGACACCUUCUCACCCAAAAGACACAGCAGGGCCUAGGAUCCCGGCAAAAUUUCACCACCUAGCACGUCAUCCAGGUUAUGACGUGGGCCUGAACGUAGUAAUGAGUGACAUAAGUGAAUCCAUGGAAAGCCUUUACUCAGCCUGCAACAUGCAGUCCGACACGGUGCCGCUUCUGCAGAACGGCCAGCAUGCCCGCAGCCAACCUCCGGCCCCGGGGCCCCGCCCUGCGCAGCCUCAGGUGUCCCCGAGACAGCGCGUGCAGCGUUCGCAGCCUGUGCACAUCCUUGCUGUCAGGCGCCUUCAAGAGGAGGACCAGCAGUUCAGAACCUCGUCUCUGCCAGCCAUCCCCAACCCAUUUCCUGAGCUGUGUGGCAGCAGCGGUGCUGGGAGCUCCCCUGCGCUCCCACCAGGCUCUUUCCCUCCGAACCAGCCACCCCCGAAGCAGCCUGAUUGUUCAUCUGUCAAGGGAGGAGGCCCUUCCUGGAUGGCCUGUCCAAAGGAUGUUAAAGUCUUUAGUGAAGAUGGAACAAGCAAAGUCGUGGAGAUUCUAGCAGACAUGACGGCCAGGGACCUGUGCCAGUUGCUGGUUUACAAAAGCCAUUGUGUGGAUGACAACAGCUGGACACUUGUGGAGCACCACCCACAUCUUGGAUUAGAAAGGUGCUUGGAAGACCAUGAGCUGGUGGUUCAGGUGGAGGGUACCAUGGCAAGUGAGAGCAAGUUUUUGUUCAGGAAGAAUUAUGCGAAGUAUGAGUUCUUCAAGAAUCCAAUGAAUUUCUUCCCGGAGCAGAUGGUUACUUGGUGCCAGCAGUCCAAUGGCAGUCAAUCCCAGCUCUUACAGAAUUUUCUCAACUCCAGCAGUUGCCCUGAGAUUCAAGGAUUUUUGCAUGUGAAAGAGCUGGGAAGAAAGUCCUGGAAAAAGCUGUAUGUGUGCCUGCGUAGAUCUGGCCUGUACUGCUCCACGAAGGGAACUUCAAAGGAGCCUAGACACCUGCAGCUGCUGGCUGACCUGGAGGACAGUAACAUCUUCACUCUGAUUUCCGGGAAGAAGCAGUACAGUGCCCCUACUGACCACGGGCUCUGCAUCAAGCCAAACAAAGUGAGAAAUGAAGCUAAAGAGCUGAGACUGCUCUGCGCCGAAGAUGAGCAAGGCCGGAUGUGCUGGAUGACAGCAUUCAGACUCCUGAAGUAUGGAAUGCUCCUCUACCAGAAUUACCGCAUCCCUCAGCAGAGGAAAGCCUUGCUGUCUCCUUUCUCCACGCCUGUGCGCAGUGUGUCUGAGAACUCUCUCGUGGCAAUGGAUUUUUCUGGGCAAACAGGAAGAGUGAUAGAUAAUCCAGCUGAAGCCCAGAGUGCUGCCCUGGAAGAGGGUCAUGCCUGGAGGAAGCGAAGCAUGAGGAUGAAUAUGCUGGGAAGCCAAAGCCCCCUGCACCCUACCUCCAUUAAUGCAGUGAUUCACAGGACCCAGCACUGGUUUCAUGGCCGCAUCUCCAGGGAGGAGUCUCACAGGAUCAUCAAGCAGCAAGGCCUUGUGGAUGGGCUUUUUCUCCUCCGUGACAGCCAGAGUAAUCCAAAGGCAUUUGUCCUCACACUGUGUCAUCACCAGAAAAUUAAAAAUUUCCAGAUCCUACCUUGUGAGGAUGAUGGGCAGACCUUCUUCACCCUGGAUGACGGCAACACCAAGUUCUCUGAUCUGAUCCAGCUGGUUGAUUUUUACCAGCUCAACAAGGGGGUGCUGCCAUGCAAGCUGAAGCACCACUGCAUCCGCGUGGCCUUAUGACCUCCCAAACGUCCUCUCAACAGAGAAAGGAGAGAGAGAACACUGGAAUGAAGAGGAAGAGGUCUGCGUGAGAAUUGAAAAUACACAUCUAGUUCACACCCUAAGAUUCAGAAUGAUGUGGGUUUGUUCAAUACCAGCCCACUAAGAUUGAUUUGUUUGUUGGACUUUGAGAUGCUUUGCUGUUGCGGACGCAACAGCAUCGCCUCCCUCUGUGCCAGCCAAACGGGGGGAGGGACGACAGAUCCAGCGCAAGUGUGAGAAUCAACUGGAAUGACCAUCUUGGCUGGGCCACUUAGAAAUGAGAACCGGAUAGAAGUGAUUGGAAAUGAACUCUUGCCCUGGGAUAAUCUUGACAAUUAAAACCGAUAUGUUUACUUUUUUUGUAUUGAUCACUUUUUGCACUCCUUCUUCGUUGUCAAUAUUGUAUUCAGCCUGUGGUAGGAGGGGAUGUGGCUUUUUCGAGUCCAAUGAUAGAAAACAAACAAAAACAAAAAGGUGUUUUGAAUUGGCAGGCUUCAGACUGAAAAUGAGUCCCCACAAAGGGUUCCACAGGAUGCUAGCACCUGCUGAGAUUGCCACAGUGUGGAUUUGGCUCCCAAAUUACAGACCACCCCCAACCCUUCCCAGUAUACUUGAAAAGCUUUUUCUUCUUUUUUUUUUUUUCAAAAAUAAACAAUACAAAAACAGGUGUCAACGGUGGUUGGCAUCACCUUUUGUGGACUCAGUCAGACUCCCACUGUCUGUCAGUCAUUGCUCUAGUGCAAGUGUCUGGUCCCUUUGUUAUUUCCUUGUCUAGUGAGGGAGACUUUAUUACUUAGAAAAGCCUACUUCCCCCCACCCUCCCCCCAACCAAAAAAACAAACAAACAAACACACACAACAUGGCUGAAUGACCUCACUGCUAAACUGGCCCAUGCCAGCCUUCUUGAGACACUGGUACUCACCGUCGGCUGACGGUGAAUCCCAGCAAGUCUGCCCGGGGCAUCCUCAGCCUCGUGUUAUCUAACCACACGCUGGUCUAGAAUGACCACUGCCUUAGCCUCCGCAGUGGCCUGAGUCAUUUCCUGACUGAUCUCCCUCUGGGGAUUAGAGGAUCUUCAAAGAAAAUGGCUCCUGCGUGGCUUUGUGUCUCCAUGGUUUCCAUGGUGAUAAAGACUGGGAACACUGCAGGCAUGGGCUGGUGACCUUUAAAGGUCUUUGCCUCAUGACCUCCGUGCCCUGCUGGAAACCCCCCCUAAGCCAGCAGAUGCAGGUGUCCAGCGGCACUUCUCUGCUGAGGGGUAGCCGCCUGUGCUGUGGGCACCAAUUUUGAAUAACGUGAUACUUGCCUCCCAUCUUGGGAGAUGAAUCAGAUAGUGGCUUGAGCUAUCACUGGGUCCCCCUUGAGCCCCACAACGGACCCUUUGCCAUGUCCCCUUCAUUGAAUUGUCAGGUGUGAGGUGACCAUUUCCUUCCACUUGAGCCCAGCAACACAGGCAGUACUUGCUUAUCAAGCAUACAGGCAGCUGUGGUGAGCAGAAAGCUUUCCAUUUCCAACAACCUCCCCGGCUGUCCCCUGUACCUGUGCUUACCGCUGGAUUCCUUGAAUCCUACCCCCCCCCGAAGUGCUCCUCCCUAAGGAACUGCAUUUCUGGGUCCCGUCUUGGGCCCACGGAGUGGAGGACAGCCUUGUGACAAGUGUCACUAAGGCAGAUUUGCUGCUAGUCAGUCUGCAGCAUCGAAACCCUGUGUUUCAGUUUAAAAGCCACACUCCGGUUUCUACGAAAUGCCUCCUUACAACAAAUGAAGAAUUUUCUUUUGGUUUUUGUUUUUUGAGUAAAACAUAUUCUCAACCAUAUGAACUUUUGUUUUUCUUCCUCUUGCAAUCAGUUAACCAUUCAAAUGAUUGACAGUGAGGUCAUCCUCAAGUUCAUGCCUAGCUGCAUGUUCCCGCUGAUCUUCACGUCCAACAUUGUCCCUUUUCCUCUUGGCUGGUCUGAAGUUAAAAAAAAAAAUCUUUAAAAUUAAAAAAAAAAAGAAAAAAAGAGGAAAAAAAAAAACAAGCAAUUUUAAGAUUUCUUUUUCUUUUUUUUUUUCUCCUGUUUACGUAGACCAGUCCACCAGUGUAUCAUCCCUCUUAUGGCUCUUCGUAGAACAGUUAGGAUGCGCAGUAUUUCAUAUUUAUACGUAUGCGUUUUAUUUAAGCAGAGAAUAAAGGCUUGAUUGAUUUCACGAUUUUGUAUGUAGCUGGUUUGACGUAGUCUUUUUGUACUUUCUCAGCCGAAGUGAGUUAUUAGAGGCUCUGCCCCAUCUGGGCGGGACACUCGCUCUGUUGCAACCAGCCUGGCUGCAAGGCCCUGGCUUGCCCGCCUUUGCGAAUUCCAUCUGAGAUAGCAAUGUCCCUGGGCUGGUGGGCGUCUAGCCCCCUUCUCCAGGCACUGAAGGACAAUUUGACUUUUAUUUUUGUAUUUAAUUGACAUGAAUGUAAAGGGGACAGCUCAGGGUUGUUUUGGAGCCUUUGUAAUGUCUGCCUGUGAUUUUUCUUUUCUAAAUGAAACUCCAUGUAGCAACCUGGACUAAAUUGAGAAGGAAAAAACACACACACACACACAAGAGAAAAACACACACACACACACACAUACACAAAAACCUACAAAAAAUGCCAAAUGCUUUUUUUUUCUUUGAGUAUUUAGAGUUUUAAUAGGUAAGCUCUGUUACAUUAGAUGUUAGAGUUCAAGAAUGUGUUUUUGUUUGCUAAAACCUUGAAGAAACAUGUGCCUCAGCUUAGAUGUUUUGUCUGCUCCUUUCUGCACUUAAAUACCUGACAACAAUUUGAGUGACCGCUGCACCUCUGGGGGCGGGACUAGCUUUUUGUAGAUUUGUGACGUCACAGUGCAAGCUGCAGUGACCAUAAUAUGGCCUGACCUGUAAGCAUUUUCAGGGAAUGCAGGAGGUGUUGAUUAUGAGACAAAACCUUUACCAUGUGCUUUGCUUUCAUUCUGUAUAUAGCUCUUUGGCUCGUGAACCUAAUUGUAAACUUUCAGGUAUUUUUGUACAAAUAAGGGACUGAUGUUCUGUUUCUUGUAACUAGAAAUAAACAUUAAUACAGUGUUCUUCAUUUA
Messenger RNA from Dipodomys ordii (Ord's kangaroo rat), 5031 nucleotides. RefSeq names its product growth factor receptor-bound protein 10 (gene Grb10). Gene Ontology annotation, biological process: insulin receptor signaling pathway; negative regulation of insulin receptor signaling pathway; negative regulation of Wnt signaling pathway. NCBI's taxonomy places the organism in Eukaryota, Metazoa, Chordata, Mammalia, Rodentia, Heteromyidae. The record is from RefSeq and is a predicted model, not a curated record. The transcript has 17 exons. The coding region runs from base 252 to 1931 and encodes 559 amino acids. Gene Ontology annotation, molecular function: insulin receptor binding.